Molecule: messenger RNA, 3253 nt
Organism: Carcharodon carcharias (great white shark)
Lineage: Eukaryota; Metazoa; Chordata; Chondrichthyes; Lamniformes; Lamnidae
Gene: slc30a4
Product: solute carrier family 30 member 4
Exons: 8
Coding region: 124-1551 (475 amino acids)
Biological process (GO): zinc ion transmembrane transport; response to zinc ion
Cellular component (GO): plasma membrane
Molecular function (GO): zinc ion transmembrane transporter activity
Source: RefSeq, a predicted model, not a curated record
GGCUGUUAACCACUCCAGCUGUUGACAGUUUUGUCUCUGGAGCUGAGAUUCCUCUCGGGCCCAAUCCAGGCGAUCGCCCGUUUUAGGGGGAUCAUCCGUGCUUUUUGUGAAGAUGUUGGGUUAAUGAUUGUUAAUGCUCUCGGGACAGAGAUUGAGAACUACACAAACUGGAGAGAAUCAGAGUCCAACUUGGAGCCUGGACUCAGCAGCAUGGCCCGGUCCUUGUGGGGAGAUUUGAAAUCAUUCCUGCAGAGAGACAAUGUCUCCUCCAUAGACCUGACGGCUGACACCGUCACCCUCCAUUUCCCGGAGGAUGAGGAGGAGUUGCCGACAUUCAGCGAUGCCAACAGAUUGCGAAUAGCCACCCAGGAUGAAUUGGCUGUCAUCCCCAGUGUGGUUUGUAACGGGAGCAGCGCUGACAGCAUCAACCUUCAGCCGGGCUACAAGGAACAAAUACUGGGGGUCCGGGAGGAACCUCAGGCGGACAGAGGGGGCAACGAGAAGAAGUGCAAUAGUUGCAUUCAGAGUUCAGAAAUGGUCAGGAAAAGGAGAGUAAAAAGAAAACUCUGGAUUGCAGUUACACUCUACACUCUGUUUACUAUCGGGGAACUAGUAGGAGGAUGCAUCUCCAACAGCCUGGCAAUUAUGACUGAUGCAGUUCACAUGCUGGCUGAUGUCCUUGGGAUUGUUGCUUCCUUGGUUGCACUUUACCUUUCUGGGAAACCUCCCAGCAGCAGAUUUACCUUUGGCUGGCAUCGCUUUGAGGCCCUGGCUGCAGUGCUCAGUGUGAUGCUGAUCUAUGCUGUGACUAUUGGGCUUGUCUAUGAAGCUGUUCAGAGGACCAUACACCAGGACUUUGAGAUCCAAGCAGAUGUGAUGAUCAUCAUUGCAGCAAUUGGAGUUGCUGUUAACCUUGUGAUGGGAUUUUUGCUGAAUCAGUCCAGUCAUGCGCAUUCCCACUCUCAUUGCCCAUCAGGACAAACCGCAAGAGGAGUUCGGGGGAAUGCUGAACAUGGUCAUAACCCGGGGAGUCUCGCUGUCAGAGCUGCUUUUGUCCAUGCUCUGGGGGAUCUGUUGCAGAGCGUUGGUGUCCUGAUAGCUGCUUAUAUCAUCCGCUUUAAACCUGAAUAUAAGAUUGCUGACCCAAUCUGCACCUACAUUUUCUCCUUCCUGGUGCUAUGCACAACUUUCCAAAUCCUGAGGGACACUAGUUUAAUCUUCCUGGAAGGAACUCCAAGACAUCUUAAUAUUCACCAUAUACGUGAUGCUCUGUUAAAGAUUGAAGAUGUUCACUCUGUUCAAGAUUUGAAUGUGUGGUCAUUGACUGUGGGAAAAACAGCAGCAAUUGUGCAUCUACAACUGAUUCCAGAGAGUUUCUCCAGGUGGGAAGAUGUUCAGUGUAAAGCACAGCAGAUCUUGCUGUGUACCUACGGAAUGCACCAAUGCACAGUGCAACUGCAGAUCUUCAAGGAGACUCUGAACAAUGUUUGCACUAAGUGCAGGUCCUCGGAUGCUUUAGGAAGUGGACUCGAAUUUGGGGGAAGAGAGUAAAUCCAUUCAACAAAUUGUUCAGAAAAUCUAGAACACGCAACUUUUAUAAAAAUUAAAAAGCAUCAUUUUGAAAAUCUUUACCUGGCAACAGUUCUCCAGGAAAAACAACUGUGAUAUUGCAACUGAUGCCUCACAUAGUCACCUCACUAUGCUUUCUAGCUAGAAAGCGCUUGGUCUCCGCUGUUUAUUUUGAAGGACCGUUUGCUACUCAACUGCUAAUCAGACAGGUGAACUCCUCCAAUCUUUGGUCAUUAUAUUCUCCUGUUAUUGAUUUGCCACAGAUUAAACUCCACAUGUUUUUGAAUUUUCCAUUUAACUAUGAAAACAGCUCUAUUUUAGCUAUUUAAGUGAGAUAUUUUAGAAUUUUUAGUGACUUGCUAUAGUUAUGAUUUAGGGUUUUUCAGUAUUGCAUAUUCUGGGAUUGUGGCACCAGGAUGAGAAUUGGUGAAUGAAAUGGAUUGAUUCCAGCAUAAGGACAAUGGCUGAAUAGCCUCCUUCUAGAUCAUUCUAUGAGUUUUCAAAGGUUCAGGAACUGGAUCAAAAUUUGAUUCACUACGAACCAGUCGAGUUGCUUCAGCCAAAUGAAUCAAUGAUCAUGAAAGUGCCUGUAAUGGAGUUAUAUUUGUACUCCCUCCCAAUUUCCUGUGUUUACUUCUAGUCCCAUCUCCUUCUCCCAGCAUAGGGAGCUGGGAACAUCUCCUGUUGCCAGUAAGUGCUUUUGAAGCAAUGUUAAGGGGUUUGCUGGGAGAUGGUAGUUAUUCACUUUAAGAUGCUGCAGCACGCUCUCUCUCCAGUCCCAUUUCCCCUGAGUCUCCAGGAUUUGGAUCUGAUUAUAUACGGUGGUUUGAAGGCAGGUCUGUACCUUGUGUGACUAUUACCUGAGGCCUAGGCAGGACCAUUUUGUAACUGAAUUAGUUACAGUUGAAUGUGCAAUAGUGCAGCCUGUCUGGAACAUGGAUAUAAAAACUCUACAGUAAACUGAUACUGCUUUAUUACCUGUAAAAAAACAGGACAUGCAUUUAUUACCCAUCCCUUGUUGCCCUUGAGAAGGUGGUGGUGAACUGCCUUCUUGAACCACUGCAGCCCAUGUGGGACAUGCUGGUCUGGUAGAAUCCCUGAAAAGAGAGAGAGAGAGAGAGAGAGAGUUCUGGUGAGAGGUUAUCAACCUGAAACGUUAACUCUGUUUCUCUCCACAGUCACUGUCAGACCUGCUGAGUUUUUCCAGCAUUUGCUGUUCUUAUCUCAGAUUUCCAGCAUCUGCAACUUUUCCUUUAUCUGAAGUUUUGAAUAUCAGUAUUUACUGUUAAACAGUAUUUUAUAAUCAACAUUUUGAAUUGUAUAUUUUUCAAAUAAAUUUCCUGUAAUAUUUAUUUAGUUGACCUCUUCAUGGCUGUCCUCAAACAUCACAGAAACUAACUGGUUAACGCCUAAACCUCCCUCGGAGAAAUCACACUUUAUAAACUUUUUGAUUGUUUUAUAAGGAAAAGAACUGAAAACGUAGUUAAUGAUUUGUACAAGUUAGUGAGAUUAUCUUUGUAAUUAUAUGAAUGGGCUUCCAUUGUCCCUGAACAAUGAUAGUAUUACAACCUAUUCUACAAUAAUGUAUUCAGACCCAGGAUAUACUUGACCCUGUUUAACAUCAAUAACUUAAUCACAAUGUGGCCUCAACUCAACAAAUUAAAAUUAUUGUACUACUCUUCUA